Messenger RNA from Neltuma alba, 1730 nucleotides. RefSeq names its product flavonoid 3'-monooxygenase-like. The transcript is spliced from 2 exons. Gene Ontology annotation, molecular function: oxidoreductase activity, acting on paired donors, with incorporation or reduction of molecular oxygen; iron ion binding; monooxygenase activity. The coding region runs from base 1 to 1557 and encodes 518 amino acids. The record is from RefSeq and is a predicted model, not a curated record. NCBI's taxonomy places the organism in Eukaryota, Viridiplantae, Streptophyta, Magnoliopsida, Fabales, Fabaceae.
AUGGCAAUGGAAUUGGUGGGCCUUCCCACGGCAGCAGCCGCAUGGCUGGCAACCUUGGCCUUGCUCCUCCUCUUCGGCCGCCACCUCCGCCGCCGAAAAUUCAACCUGCCACCAGGCCCAACGCCCUGGCCUAUCAUUGGCAACCUCAACCUCAUAGGCCCCCUCCCCCACCGAUCCAUCCAUGCCCUCUCACAAAAAUACGGCCCCAUCAUGCACCUCUGGUUCGGAUCCAAGCUGGUCGUGGUCGGCUCCUCCGUGGAACUGGCAAGAGAGUUCCUCAAAACCCACGAUGCCGCCUUGGCUGGCCGACCCCAGUUCGCCGCUGGCAAGUACACCACCUACAACUAUUCCGAUAUCACAUGGUCUCAGUACGGCCCAUACUGGCGACAAGCUCGCAAAAUAUGCCUCACAGAACUGUUCAGCGCGAAACGCCUAGAAUCCUACGAGUACAUCAGAAGAGAAGAACUGAAAGAUUUUCUGAAAGAACUUUACGAUUCAGCGAACAAAGCCAUCGUACUGAAAGACCACCUUUCUACUCUGAGCCUGAACGUGAUAAGCAGGAUGGUGCUGGGGAAGAAGUACCUGACGGAGAAGAAGAGCCAAACCGCCGUGGUUUCGGCGGAGGAGUUCAAGAAGAUGCUGGACGAGCUGUUCUUGUUGAACGGAGUGUUGAAUAUCGGAGACUUCAUUCCAUGGAUCAAUUUCCUGGACUUGCAAGGUUAUAUCAAGAGGAUGAAGGCUGUGAGCAAGAAGUUCGAUAGAUUCAUGGAACAUGUUUUGGAUGAACAUAACGAAAGAAGAAGAGGGAAUCCAGAUUAUGAAGCUAAAGAUAUGGUGGAUGUGCUUCUUCAGCUUGCCGAGGAUCCGACGCUCGACGUCAAGUUCGAGAGGCAUGGAAUCAAAGCAUUUACUCAGGACUUAAUAGCUGGAGGUACAGAGAGCUCAGCAGUAACAGUGGAAUGGGCGAUGUCGGAGCUUCUGAGAAAGCCGGAGAUAUUCACGAAAGCGACGGAGGAGCUGGACAGAGUGAUCGGAAGAGAGCGGUGGGUGGAAGAAAAAGACAUCCCCAACCUUCCCUACAUCAAUGCCAUUGCCAAAGAAACCAUGAGGCUCCACCCGGUGGCUCCGAUGCUGGCUCCCAGACGAGCCAGAGAAGAUGUCAAGGUCUCUGUUUCCGCCGGCGGCUACAACAUCCCAAAAGGAACUCAAGUCCUGGUUAACAUCUGGACCAUCGGAAGAGAUCCUGCAAUAUGGAAAAUCCCAAAUGACUUCGAACCAGAGAGGUUCUUAUCAGGCAAGAACAUCGACGUGAAGGGACAUGACUAUGAGCUGUUGCCAUUUGGAGCAGGAAGAAGAAUGUGUCCAGGUUAUCCUCUGGGGUUGAAGGUGAUUCAGACGAGCUUGGCCAAUCUGUUGCAUGGCUUCCAUUGGAGACUCAAGGAUGGUAUGAAGAAGGAGGAUUUGAGCAUGGAGGAGAUUUUUGGGCUCUCUACUCCCAAGAAACUGCCUCUUGAAGCUGUGGUUCACCCCAGACUUGCUGCUCAUCUUUAUUAUUAAAUCAACGAGCUCCCUUAUUAUCAUGUUUAGUUUCAUCAUCUCUAAUAAUAAGAUUCUGGGUUUUUGUUAAGACCUGGAUAAGUUGUUUCAAACCAAAUCCUCCGUCAAGUCCAAAACUUGUUUUAGGUUGUCGUGUCCUGGUUGACCUGGAUGCAUUUAUCUUAAUUGGGACC